AUGCACAGGCAGUACGGACGCCACUGGUGGUGGCUCUCCUUCCUGCUCGUCUAUGUCUUUCAACACGUCCUCCUGGUGGGUCUCACCCUGCCGCUCUACGCAGUACACGCCUCUUCCACUCCCUUCUCCCCUCUCGACCUCCUAGCAGCCGCUCUCGCCCUCGCAGGCAUCCUCACUGCAACAGUAGCCGACACUCAACUGCACGCUUUCAUGACCAACAACGACCGCCUGAGAGCAGCAGGCAAGCCCCCGGUUCUGCUGCUUGACUCGGGCAUCUGGCGUUACUCCCGGCACCCGAAUUAUUUCGGCGAGCAGCUUUUCUGGUGGGCGCUGGCGCUGUUUGGGUGGAAUGCGGGGAGGGGGUGGACGGUGGUGGGCACGGUGGUGAAUUCGCUGUGCAUGGUUGCGGUGACGGUGCUGGUGGAGAAGAGGAUGAGGGGUAAGGUGGAGCGGCGGGCGUUGUUUGAAGCGUAUUGUGCCCGGACGUCAGUGUGGGUACCGUGGUUUGCGGGCAAGCAAAGCAAGGCAGAGUAA
Molecule: messenger RNA, 534 nt
Organism: Closterium sp. Naga37s-1
Lineage: Eukaryota; Viridiplantae; Streptophyta; Zygnematophyceae; Desmidiales; Closteriaceae
Source: the annotation of a GenBank genome assembly